AUGGGAUCGGAGAAAAUUCUCAACCCAAGGCUUAUCUCGAUUAAUAGCACCACCGGCCGCAAAGGGAUGUCCGUGGAGUUGCCGCAGAAACCGCCGCCACCGCCGUCACUGCUAGACCGGUUCAAGGCUCUGCUUAAUCGGCGUGAGGAUGAGUUCGGUGACGAGGAGGUUCUGCCUCCGAGUAUGGAUGAGAUUGUUCAGCUUUACGAGGUCGUUUUGGGCGAGCUCACUUUCAAUUCCAAGCCUAUUAUCACUGAUCUCACUAUCAUCGCCGGUGAACAGCGGGAACAUGGCGAAGGAAUCGCCAAUGCUAUCUGCACCCGAAUCCUCGAGGCUCCGGUUGAGCAAAAGUUACCUUCUUUAUACCUUUUAGACAGCAUUGUCAAGAACAUUGGGAGGGACUAUGUUCGAUAUUUCUCAUCCCGUCUACCGGAGGUCUUCUGCCUAGCAUACAGGCAAGCGCAUCCGAGUUUACAUCCUUCAAUGCGCCACCUGUUUGGGACUUGGUCGAGUGUUUUUCCACCACCUGUAUUACGGAAGAUUGAGAUGCAAUUGCAACUUUCGUCUACAGCAAACAACCAAUCUUCCUUAGGGGCUUCUGAGCCUACUCAAGCAGCGAGGGGCAUACAUGUUAAUCCAAAAUAUCUUCGUAGGCUGGAGCCUUCAGCUGCUGAAACUAAUUUGAGAGGAAUCAAUUCCAGUGCAAGAGCGUAUGGCCAAAAUUCACUAGGUGGAUAUGAUGAUUUUGAAGAUCGGGUAGAGAGUCCAUCUUCCCUGGCUGGACUGAGGUCUAGUACAGCCCUCUCAACUUCUGCAGUCGGAGCAGAUGGGUUUCCUAGGAGGUUUAGUGAUGGAGCUAAUCCUUCUAAUCAAGCCUAUAACUACGGAAUGAGUAGAGCUACUGGCAGAGAUGAUGAAUACAUGGAACGGCGAAGAAAAGACAACUUAGGCCAAGGAAAUGAUCACGAAAGACCCAGAGCUUUGAUAGAUGCAUAUGGAGUUGACACCAGCAAACAUGCAACCAUCAAUAAACCACUUCGAGAUAUGAAUGGCAUCCACAGUAAGAUGGUUACACCAUGGCAGAACACUGAGGAAGAAGAGUUUGAUUGGGAAGAUAUGAGCCCUACCCUAGAUCGUAGCAGGGCAGCUGAAUUUUUGCGAUCUUCUGCCUCAGGACUAGGAAGUGUGAGGGCAAGACCUAGACUAGGAAACACAAGUGAUUAUCAUAUAGAUUCUGACAUUAAGAACGGUGUAAGUCAUCAGCUACGAGAACAUUGGAAUGUAUCUCAAAAUUUGCCCCUUUCAUCCAACCGUGGUAACACCAUAGCCGGAAAAGACUUGAAAGCACUGGCUUCUUCUGUAGGAUUAGUUUCGUCAAAUAGUGAAUUUGGGGGUCCUCCAUUUGAUAGUUUUGGUCGAGGCCCUUCUAUGAUAUCAAGAAUUGUUUCUUCUGGUACCGAUGCUCUUCCUGAUGGGACGUGGCCCCAUCUGAGUGUUAGAGGAUCCAACUCUCUCCCUGUACCUUCUGCUCAUUUGCAUCAUUUGGCAAAUCCUGGUAAUGCGAUGUCAAAUCGCUUGCAUGGUAAGCCUUUAUAUAGGCCUGAGAGUCAUCUUAAUGAUGUGGCUCAACAGAAUCAAAUGCUUGCUAAUUAUUUGCCGUCUUCAUCUGCAAUGGCUCCAAGGCCAAUGCAGUCGCUGUUACCCCAUGGUCAUGGGUACCCUCAACAAGGCUCAAACAGACCAUCAUUAUCAAUCCAUGGUGGGGAAGCCAUGCAUCCUCUUUCUUCAGGGGUUUUAUCUCAAUUUGGGUCCAUCUCUCAGAAUCCUUCGUUGUCAGCCCCUAAUCAACCACCGAGCGGCGCAUUCUCUGGUCUGAUUGGCUCUCUCAUGGCUCAAGGUUUGAUCUCGUUGAACAAUCAGCCUCCUGGUCAGGGACCAUUGGGACUGGAGUUUGAUGCGGACAUGCUCAAGAUACGUAACGAGUCUGCAAUCAGUGCUCUAUAUGGCGAUCUCCCGAGGCAAUGCACAACAUGUGGUCUACGCUUCAAGUGCCAAGAAGAGCAUAGUAAGCACAUGGAUUGGCAUGUAACAAAGAAUAGGAUGUCCAAGAACCAUAAGCAGAUCCCUUCUCGGAAAUGGUUUGUAAGUGUUAGCAUGUGGCUUAGUGGUGCGGAGGCACUUGGAGUUGAAGCAGUACCAGGGUUCUUACCCAUAGAGCCGACGGCAGAAAAGAAGGAUGACGAAGAGAUGGCAGUUCCUGCAGAUGAAGACCAGACUUCAUGUGCGUUAUGUGGUGAGCCUUUUGAAGACUUUUAUAGUGACGAAACCGAGGAAUGGAUGUACAAAGGUGCCGUGUACAUGAAUGCUCCUGACGGAUCAACAGCAGAUGUGGACAAGUCUCAGUUAGGUCCUAUAGUGCAUGCAAAAUGCAGGCCAGACUCCAAUGGGGGUGAUAUGGAAGAGGGUAGUCAAAGAAAAAAGAUGCGGAGUUAG
This is a messenger RNA of Microthlaspi erraticum, 2493 nucleotides long. NCBI's taxonomy places the organism in Eukaryota, Viridiplantae, Streptophyta, Magnoliopsida, Brassicales, Brassicaceae. The record is from the annotation of a GenBank genome assembly.